Messenger RNA from Triticum turgidum subsp. durum (durum wheat), 1632 nucleotides. NCBI's taxonomy places the organism in Eukaryota, Viridiplantae, Streptophyta, Magnoliopsida, Poales, Poaceae. The record is from the annotation of a GenBank genome assembly.
AUGACAGCCGGGCCCAAGAUGCGCGCCGCGGUGCUGGCGCUGGCGCUGGCGCUGCUCGCCGUGGCGGUGCGCGCCGAGGACCCCUACCUCUUCUUCGACUGGAAGGUGGCGUACGGGACCAAGUCCCCCAUGGGCACGCCCCAGAAGAUGAUCCUCAUCAACGGCGAGUUCCCCGGCCCCACCAUCAACUGCACCUCCAACAAUAACAUCAUCGUCAACGUCUUCAACCAGCUCGACCAGCCGCUCCUCUUCACCUGGCACGGGAUCCAGCAGAGGAAGAGCUCGUGGCAGGACGGCAUGCCGGGCGACAUGUGCCCCAUCCUGCCGGGCACCAACUUCACCUACAAGAUGCAGUUCAAGGACCAGAUCGGCACCUUCUUCUACUACCCCAGCAUCGGCAUGCAGCGCGCCGCCGGGGCCUACGGGCUCAUCAGCAUCCACAGCCGCCCGCUCAUCCCGGUGCCCUUCGACCCGCCGGCCGACGACUUCGGCGCCCUCGUCGGCGACUGGUACACCAAGGACCACACCGUGCUGGCCAAGAACCUCGACACCGGCAAGGGCAUCGGCCGCCCCGCGGGGCUGCUCAUCAACGGCAAGAACGAGAAGGACGCCUCCAACCCGCCCAUGUACAACGUGGAGGCCGGCAAGACGUACCGCUUCCGCGUCUGCAACGUCGGCAUCAAGACCACCCUCAACGUGCGCAUCCAGGGCCACGUCCUCAAGCUGGUGGAGAUGGAGGGCUCCCACACCGUGCAGAACGAGUACGACUCCAUGGACGUCCACAUCGGCCAGUGCCUCUCCUUCCUCACCACCGCCAACCAGAAGCCCGGGGACUACUUCUUCAUCGCCUCCACCCGCUUCAUCAAGGGGGUCAGCACCAUCACCGCCGUGAUUCGCUACAAGGGGUCCAACACCCCGCCGGCGGCCAAGCUGCCGGACGCGCCGGACGGAUGGGCCUGGUCCAUCAACCAGUGGAGGUCCUUCCGCUGGAACCUGACGGCCAGCGCCGCCAGGCCCAACCCGCAGGGGUCCUACCACUACGGCCAGAUCAACAUCACCCGCACCAUCAAGCUCUCCCCCAGCCGCGGCAAGGUCGACGGCAAGGAGAGGUACGCCCUCAACGGCGUGUCCCACACCGACCCCGAGACGCCGCUCAAGCUCGCCGAGUACUUCAACGCCACCAAGGGAGUGUUCGAGUACAACCUCGUCACCGACACGCCGCCCAAGGAGGGCACGCCCAUCAAGGUCGCCCCCAGCGUCAUCACCACCGAGCACCGCACCUACAUUGAGAUUGUCUUCGAGAACCCCGAGAAGAGCAUCGACACCUUCCACCUCGACGGCUACGCCUUCUUCGCCGCCGGGAAGACAUACAACCUCCUGGACACGGUGAGCCGGCACACCAUCCAGGUGUACCCGAGGUCGUGGACGGCGGUGAUGCUGACGUUCGACAACGCCGGGAUGUGGAACUUGAGGUCCAAUCUGUGGGAGAGGUACUACCUGGGCGAGCAGCUAUACGUGAGCUGCACCUCGCCGGCCAGGUCGCUCAGGGACGAGUACAACAUGCCCGACAACGCCCUCCGCUGCGGCAAGGUCGUCGGCAUGCCGCUGCCGCCGCCCUACACCAUCGCAUAA